AUGGAUGAAGUUUCAUGUCACGCUUCAGCAUUCGUCUCGAACUCGUACGAGCAAUACUCAUGGUCGCUGAACGUCUACGAGUUGAGAGCUCUGGAUCGAUUGGAACAGAUUCACUCACUUCCUCUAUUCUUUGAUCCGUUCGUACAGUCCGCGGACGACCUUGACGUCUCCUGUGAACAACUAACCAUAUCCACCGCCGCCUCCGUAUCUAUCACCGUAGCCCCCUCCAGCACCUCCUCCUCUUCGGUCAUCGAAUCCACUGCGCCUAUCGAAACCGCCUCCUCGUCUAUCAUCACCAUAUCCACUGCCACCGAAACGGCCGCCACCGCGGUCAAAACCACCGCCUCCACGGAAUCGGCCGCCGCCUCCACGUGGAGGACCUCUGCAACAAACAUUUAUUUUCAACAAAGGAUUCCGGCAUUCUCGGUAUAUCACGUUAGGGUGUAUUUCCCCACAGCGUCGACAUCUACCUGCCAUGUAAGAAAAACGUCCCGCUACCGCAUCUCUGUUCUCGAACCGUCGGUUUGGUGGGCGCCUUUGUCAUCGGUUAAGCCGCUGAGGCCUUCUAGGUUGUUGACUUCCAGUAGAUCUGACAUCUCUAUCGUAAGAACUGUUAUCGUUCGAACGUCGCUCGACAUCACGAGAUUCUAUCCUGUUGAUGAACAGCAUCCGUUCAUCAUAGCGUGUGGAGUUCACCAUCCGCGAGACAAUUUCCUCACAGUCGUAUGCCACGUCCAGGCAGUCUUCCAGAUUGUAAAACUCACCAUGGCGCAGAAUCCCGUUUUCUAG
This is a messenger RNA of Acanthoscelides obtectus, 789 nucleotides long. Lineage: Eukaryota; Metazoa; Arthropoda; Insecta; Coleoptera; Chrysomelidae. The record is from the annotation of a GenBank genome assembly.